ACUUUAAGCUAUGCAAUUUUAUUCUGAGCAACAGUCAUUCAAUAGACUUACAUUACCUUCCAUAAGAGAUGAUUAUAUCUACAAUAUGUCGAAUAAGAACGUUUAUGCAUCCGAUGUCAAUCUAUUGGACGGUCGAUCCGUCAUUAACCCUCAACAAAUAAAUGUGCGUUUACCUAGUAUCAGUGAACUUAAUUGUUAUAUUUCUCGAUCAGCCUCAUCCACAUACUCCCCUUAUCCUGUCGUAUCUCAACAAAGUGUUCGUGCAACGGCACGCACUACCAAAAAGCAUAGAAGCCUAUCUUCUUUUACGUCACAAAAAGUUACCUUUCCAUUAAAGUGUCACUCCUGUCAAAGUACCGAAACACCAGAGUGGCGUAAAGGACCCUUAGGACCUCGUACUUUGUGUAAUGCGUGUGGUCUAAUUUGGACUAAACUGUGCAAGCAAGAGAAGGCAAAGAAAGCCCUCAAAGAUCAAGAUGCAUGUAAACAGAUGGUCAGAAAGUCUCCUUCAUCUGUCUCUACUACUUGCACUAGUACUACUUCCAUGACCGAUUCUCCUUCUCCUUCUCCUUCUCCUUCUCCUUCUCCUUCUCCUUCUCUUUCUCUUUCUCUUUCUCCUACCACUAUCAAGAAUAACAGACCCACCCUAUCGUUUUUGUUGUCAUAG
Rhizopus microsporus ATCC 52813 is the source of this 667-nucleotide messenger RNA. RefSeq lists its product as uncharacterized. The transcript is spliced from 8 exons. Gene Ontology annotation, molecular function: zinc ion binding; sequence-specific DNA binding. The record is from RefSeq and is a predicted model, not a curated record. NCBI's taxonomy places the organism in Eukaryota, Fungi, Mucoromycota, Mucoromycetes, Mucorales, Rhizopodaceae. Bases 11 to 667 code for a protein of 218 amino acids. Gene Ontology annotation, biological process: regulation of DNA-templated transcription.